Galeopterus variegatus (Sunda flying lemur) is the source of this 105-nucleotide messenger RNA. RefSeq names its product acyl-CoA binding domain containing 7 (gene ACBD7). The annotation marks the transcript as partial. The transcript is spliced from 2 exons. The record is from RefSeq and is a predicted model, not a curated record. Lineage: Eukaryota; Metazoa; Chordata; Mammalia; Dermoptera; Cynocephalidae. Gene Ontology annotation, molecular function: fatty-acyl-CoA binding.
AUGUCCCUGCAGGCUGAUUUUGACAGAGCUGCAGAAGAUGUGCGAAAGCUGAAAGCAAGACCAGAUGAUGAAGAACUGAAAGAACUCUAUGGGCUUUACAAACAA